AUAAUAAUAACCAGCCUGAUAGGGAUAUUCGCUCUAUUAAGGCUCUUUGUGGCAGCACGGCUUUUCUGGAAUGGAGACAACCAAGAACGUAUAAGACAAGAGACAGGCUAUAAUGGUAAUAUUGAACGAGACAGAAACCCAUAUGACCAGAACAACAGUGAUGCAGAAGGACGAGUUGUUUCACUCAGGCGUGAAAAUCACGCACGAGAACGAGUAGUUUCUCUUAGACAUGAAAAUCGCAAUAGAAGAGUAAGACGAAAUCGGCAUUCUGCAGUCUUAUUGCAGAAUCAAGUUACAGCUCUGCCACAUGCAUUGAGAGAGCAACUUCCAGAUGAACUUAUGUGUUCAGAGUGUACGACAAAUAUUCGCGAUGCCGUUAACAGAGAAUGUGGACACAUCAUAAUCUGCCAACGUUGCCUUGUUCGAUUCGCCCUUUGUCCUAGGUGUGGCAGAAGGAUUCGAACAUGGAGUGAGGUCUCUUGGUUUUAGUUUUCUUAUCUACAAAGAUCUUCAAAUAAACACUAUAACAUUUGCUUCUAAAGUAUGUAUUUUUCAAAAUAAGCUAGGUUUCCAUACUUAAGAUUAUUGUUACAUUUAAGCUUUUAAU
This is a messenger RNA of Ruditapes philippinarum (Manila clam), 607 nucleotides long. RefSeq names its product E3 ubiquitin-protein ligase cblA-like. The annotation marks the transcript as partial. The record is from RefSeq and is a predicted model, not a curated record. The transcript is spliced from 2 exons. Lineage: Eukaryota; Metazoa; Mollusca; Bivalvia; Venerida; Veneridae.